GUAAUGGGGAGGAGUUUCAGACAGACUGAGUUCAGAUCAGGACAGACUGAAGGACAAACAACCAGGAAGGAGGAGAAAAUAUAAUCAGCAAAACGUUCUGAGGAAAUACUGCAGAAAAUCGACACAUAUCGGUUAUUGUCAGCUGCAAGAGCAAUGUCUCUGUCUCCAGCUGCCUUGGCUGCACGUCGAGUGCUUGCCGCUGCGUCACACUCAAGCCAUGAGGGUGGAGCAAGGACCUGGAAGAUCCUCACCUUUGUGUUGGCCAUCCCUGGUGUUGCUGUCUGCAUUGCAAACGCCUACAUGAAGGCACAAGCGCACUCACAUGAGCAGCCAGAAUUUGUGCCGUAUUCUCACCUGCGUAUUCGCACCAAGAGAUUUCCCUGGGGAGAGGGAAACCACUCACUGUUCCACAACCCUCACACCAACCCUCUGCCCGAUGGUUACGAAAGCCACGAUCACUGAGAGGAUCAGUCACAUUUCUCAGUCUGCAGAGACCUUGGCUGAACUACUCUGAUUACGGGGCCAAGAGGCAGCGCCAAUAAAGCAAUGCACAUAAUCAGAAAUAAAUAUAUCUUGUGUUCAAUUA
Messenger RNA from Notolabrus celidotus (New Zealand spotty), 586 nucleotides. RefSeq names its product cytochrome c oxidase subunit 6A, mitochondrial. Gene Ontology annotation, cellular component: mitochondrial inner membrane. The transcript is spliced from 4 exons. The coding region runs from base 154 to 462 and encodes 102 amino acids. Lineage: Eukaryota; Metazoa; Chordata; Actinopteri; Labriformes; Labridae. Gene Ontology annotation, molecular function: enzyme regulator activity. Gene Ontology annotation, biological process: mitochondrial electron transport, cytochrome c to oxygen. The record is from RefSeq and is a predicted model, not a curated record.